AUGGUGCUCGGGAUUCGCGCUUCGUACCACCCUGCGCAAAGCGCGAGCCAUAGCUCCUACCAGAGCCCACUCGUCUGCCCCUGUGCAGCAUGCUUCGACAAGGAGGAGCACAGUCAGAUAAGGGAGGCUUGUGAUUCUCCCGCGGCAGAGAUGAAGAUAACUUGCGGUCGCCCUACGUCCAACCCGUCUCCUGUCUGGAAACGGACGGAGAGCGCUGUGCGGCAGAAAUUUGGGUUUCCGUUGGGCCGGAGGCGGAGCGCCGAGUCGACGGCCUCGGCACGGCCGCUGCGGACGGCAGCGCAGGAUGCCCCUCAGGUCAGCAAUGUCGCGGAAGGCGCGGUGGACCCCUCUGCAUAG
This is a messenger RNA of Diaporthe amygdali, 357 nucleotides long. RefSeq lists its product as uncharacterized. NCBI's taxonomy places the organism in Eukaryota, Fungi, Ascomycota, Sordariomycetes, Diaporthales, Diaporthaceae. The coding region runs from base 1 to 357 and encodes 118 amino acids. The transcript has a single exon. The record is from RefSeq and is a predicted model, not a curated record.